Messenger RNA from Perca fluviatilis (European perch), 1573 nucleotides. Its product is annotated as transmembrane protein 200A-like. The transcript is spliced from 5 exons. The coding region runs from base 136 to 1215 and encodes 359 amino acids. Lineage: Eukaryota; Metazoa; Chordata; Actinopteri; Perciformes; Percidae. The record is from RefSeq and is a predicted model, not a curated record.
AGAAGAGGUAGAAGAGGAAGAUGAAGAGAGAAGAGGAGAAACGUGACACGACCGCUGAAGUUGGUGACUGAGUCCUUGGUUGUGACGGUGGGCGGGGCUUAGCCUGCUGAGCCGCCGUCUGAUUGGUGCGCGGGGAUGAUUGCUACCGGCGGCCUCCUGCGCAUCAACAGGAGACAAGAAUCAGAGACACACAAAACACACAAAACACACACACACAAGAGGAAGAAGAAGGGAGGAGAAGGAGAGGAGGAGCUCCCAGGAGACCAAGGAGACGGCAGAGGAGGAGAACAAGAAGAAGGAGGAGGAGGAGGAGGAGGAGGAGGAGAAGGAGGAAGUGAUGAUGGGUUUAACCGGACGGACACCGUCAACGGGACGAGCCGACAGCUUCCGCCAGGCUUUCUGCAGGACUUCCUGGACAGGUAUCUGUCCUCUGAUUGGCUGAAGGUUUUCGGUCCUCUCAUCAUGGGCAUCGGGAUCUUCCUCUUCAUCUGUGCGAACGCCGUCCUGCACGAGAACCGAGACAAGAAGACGAAGGUCAUCAACCUGCGGGACAUCUACUCCACGGUCAUCGACCUGCACGCCCUCCGAAAACCCAACGCCACCACGGGCGCCACGCAGCGCCACGGCAACACGCUCAAUGGCAUCAUCAACUACGUCCAAUCACAGAGCCUCGAGACCAAGAACAGGAAGUACCCCGCAUCGCUGAGCCGGAGGGAGAGAGAAGAAGAAACCGAGGAAGGAAAGGAGGGAAGAGAGGGAGGAAGGGAGGGAGGAAGAGAGUUACUCCUCCUUUCCUCCCAUCUGUCUCACCCCUCCCUGUCUCACUCCUCCCUGUCUCACCCCUCCCUGUCUCACCCCUCCCACCUGUCUCUCUCCUCCCUGUCUCACCCCUCCCACCUGUCUCUCUCCUCCCUGUCUCUCCCCUCCCACCUGUCUCACCCCUCCCGCCUGUCUCUCUCCUCCCUGUCUAACCCCUCCCACCUGUCUCAUCCCUCCCUGUCUCACCCCUCCCGCCUGUCUCUCUCCUCCCUGUCUCAUCCCUCCCACCUGUCUCUCUCCUCCCUGUCUAACCCCUCCCGCCUGUCUCUCUCCUCCCUGUCUCACCUCCUGUUGUCCUCUGCGUGCACGCCCCCCCCCUCCCACCGGAGGCGGAGCCUGCCAGCGAGCGCCGCUGGUUACACGGAGAGGACGAAUCGUUUGGGUCGACCGAUGUGACAUCACACAGGAAGUAUUCCGACCAAUCAGUGUGACUUCAGUGUGACUUCAGUGUGAUGUCAGAGUGACUUCAGCGUGAUGUCAGCGUGAUGUCAGAGUGACUUCAGCGUGAUGUCAGCGUGAUGUCAGCGUGAUGUCAGCAUGAUGUCAGCGUGAUGUCAGCGUGAUGUCAGAGUGACUUCAGCGUGAUGUCAGCGUGAUGUCAGAGUGACUUCAGCGUGAUGUCAGCGUGAUGUCAGCGUGAUGUCAGCAUGAUGUCAGCGUGACGUCAGCGUGAUGUCAGCAUGAUGUCAGCGUGAUGUCAUAGAGGAACUGGUUCAUGUCGCAGCAAUAAGGAGUCUUCCAGAUGAACAACUUU